UUUACAAAUUUAAUGAGUUUAUAUCUCCUUUCUGAUGAGAUUCUGUAAGGUAUUGGAGUUCACAUAAAAAUUUCAUAUGUUUCCAAUUAUACACAAGGGGGUUUACCUGUGCGUGUGUUUAAUGAUAGGGGCAUGAUCAAUAGCUGAGUUUUUGUGGGCUACCCUCAUUUUUAUUUUUAUUUUUUUUUUAAGUUAGAAAUGGAAAAGAAAACACAAUCAGAGUAUCUAAAGACUCUAUCCAUUUUCUGAUGCGUCUUUCUAUUUGGAGUUAGAAAUUAGAGCCUUAACAGAAAGGCUUGUGAAUUGUAUGUAUUGUACAUUUUGCGUUAUCAAACAUUAUAUCAUGGCCCCUAAAUCUUCUGUAGAAGGGACAAAGGAAUUCAGAACUGAUUUGAUAUAUAUUUCCGAGCCUCGAUGCAAUUAAUAAUUUUCUUGAGAUACAGGGCUUCGGAUUAUCCAAGGGAAUAUGAUGGUGCUUGCCUUCAAAUGAGACUAUCAUACAGCCCCUGUGCCCACGUGUUUCUGUUCCUCGUCCAGUGGACUGAUUGUCACCUUGCUGGUGCACUUGGGUUAAUUAGAAUCCUUAUUUACAAGGUUUUUGAGGAUGGUAAGACUACCAUGUGUCUUCAUGAAAGGAAAGCUAGUAUAAGGGAGUUCUAUGAAUGUCCAGUGAAAUGGUUACUCUCUAACAUGAUGAGAUCUCAUAAUGAAUGGCAUUGGAUAGGUGUGAUAUUCCCCUCUUUAUUGCAACUUCAUAGAGGUAUUUCUGAAGUUGAAGAUCGGAAACAGAGAGAGAUUUGUGCAACUAAAUACAGAAGAGCGAAUGAGAUGAACAAGGGUAAGCUGUCUGAAAUCAAUAUUGAAAGAGAAGAAGAAUGUGGAAUUUGCAUGGAAAUGAAUACCAAGGUUGUCCUUCCCAGUUGCAAUCACUCCAUGUGUAUGAAGUGCUAUAGGAACUGGCGUGCACGGUCUCAAUCUUGCCCAUUCUGUCGGGAUAACCUCAAAAGAGUAAAUUCUGGCGAGCUUUGGAUCUACACAAGCAGCUGUGAUAUCAUUGAAUUAUCUGCAAUUCGAAGAGAAAAUCUGAAGAGGCUUUUCAUGUACAUUAAGAAGUUGCCUCUCAUCGUUCUGGAUCCAAUGCUGGUUGCUUGUGAUUCUCAUUUUGGAUGGAGUACAAGGUCUUGAUUACUGGUUGUACAUAGAAUUUGAAUGACUGUAGAUACUAUUCUGAUGCUCCCAUCUUUUUCUUUCUCAUUUUUAUUCGCGUAUUUUGAGCUGUAAAUGUAUUGUCUGCCAGUGACUCAGUCGAGCAAGUUCUUGUGCUUGGAUAAAGUUUAUGAUUCUAAACUUUAUAGUAAUGGUAAUAUGACCUACUGGUGCUGAUUGAUUGUGAAUU
This is a messenger RNA of Olea europaea var. sylvestris, 1396 nucleotides long. Its product is annotated as E3 ubiquitin-protein ligase RNF8-like. The transcript is spliced from 4 exons. Gene Ontology annotation, cellular component: cytosol. Bases 415 to 1185 code for a protein of 256 amino acids. NCBI's taxonomy places the organism in Eukaryota, Viridiplantae, Streptophyta, Magnoliopsida, Lamiales, Oleaceae. Gene Ontology annotation, biological process: protein ubiquitination. Gene Ontology annotation, molecular function: ubiquitin protein ligase activity. The record is from RefSeq and is a predicted model, not a curated record.